ACGCUGGACCGGCAGAGGGGCCCUCUGUCCUUGCUCUGCACAGACCGCGUCCUGGCUCUGCAGACGGAGCUGCUUCGCUACGACGUCUGGCAAGAUGGGAUGAGAGGCGAACUGGAGAGAUAUCUGGCUGCCUCUGGGUCGCUGAAGCUCUGGGGCCACAUCUGCUACCUGUCCGUUCUGGUGACACUGAACGAGGUUCUGUACAGGAUUGUCUGUGAUGAGAUCACGGAUGAGGAUGUGGCCCGUGUGAAUGGGAAUGUGGCGUUUGUCUGGGACACCUUCAUGGCCAAGAAGGUGGAUCUGGCGAGGGUUUCUGAGGACUGUGGGGACUGGGCUGUCUGGUUCCAGAGCUGCAACUUAGUUGCACCCAGGCCUUUGUUUUUUGUGUCUGGGGGGGGCGGGUGGCUUGCAUCUGCAUACCGAGAUCUGUCGGACUGCAAGAACCACCAGCUCUAUAUCCGUGAUCUGGCAUUCUUCUAUGCCACCCAGGGCUCUGGUGGAGCCGCAUCUGGGCCCAACUCUGGACAGAUCUGGGAGAAGAUCUGCAAGAAGGCCUUCCCAUCGUCUGCUUAA
This is a messenger RNA of Symbiodinium sp. CCMP2592, 573 nucleotides long. The record is from the annotation of a GenBank genome assembly. Lineage: Eukaryota; Dinophyceae; Suessiales; Symbiodiniaceae.